Messenger RNA from Humulus lupulus (European hop), 1275 nucleotides. RefSeq lists its product as uncharacterized. The record is from RefSeq and is a predicted model, not a curated record. Bases 1 to 1275 code for a protein of 424 amino acids. Gene Ontology annotation, molecular function: catalytic activity. Lineage: Eukaryota; Viridiplantae; Streptophyta; Magnoliopsida; Rosales; Cannabaceae. The transcript has a single exon.
AUGGAUAAUUGUAAUAUCUUGAGUUGGAACUUAAGGGGGUUGAAUGGUCCUAAUAAGCAGGCUACUGUAUUAGAUAUAUGUAGUAGGAAUAAAGUGGGGGUUGGAGCUCUCUUAGAAACUAAAAUGAGAGGGAAUAAAGUCAUGGAGUUGAUGGUUAAUAAAUUUAUGAACUGGGAUUAUCAUUCUAGUCUUGUCACUGAAGGCCGAAUAUUGAUCAUAUGGAGGAAGAUAUUUGUCAAGGUUAUUGUUCUAGAGGAGACUAAUCAAUAUGUCCACUGUUUUGUUAAAAUGGCUGGUCAGAGACAUGCUUUUAGUGCUGCAUUUGUGUAUGGGCUUAAUACAAUGGAGGAACAGAAGAGUUUAUGGCAUAGUUUACCUAAGCUUACUUUUCCUGCCACUUCUUGGGUUAUCUUGGGAGAUUUUAAUGCCAUAUUUACUGUUAAGGAUAGAAAUGGAGGUAAACCUGUGUCCAAAUUGAAAUUGUUGGAUUCUUCUCAGUGGCUUGCUAGGAAUCAAGUGGAUUCACUUAAAAGUACUGGCUCUUUUUUUACUUGGACUCAUAAUCAAGAUGGGCAUGCUCGUAUCUAUUCUAAGAUAGACCAUGUCUUUGCUAAUGAGGAUUGGCUAGAUUUUUUUCCUAACUCAAUAGCUAUUUUUCGGUGGGAAACUGUCUCUAACCAUUGCUCAUGUACUAUUUCUACUAUGGCCAUGGAGAAUCUGGGAGUUAAGUUGUUUCAGUUUUAUAACUUUUGGACUGAUCAUAAAGAUUUCAAAGAGGUGGCUUUGAAUAGUUGGAGGAAGCCGAUUAAUGGGACUGGUUUGAAGGUUAUCUAUUUGAAGACUAUGCGGUUGAAACAUAAAUUGAAGAGAUUUAAUAGGGACCACAUUGGAGACAUAGGAGUGCAAUAUCAGGUGGCAAAGGAUCAAUACCAGGAAGCUCUUUUCCAAGCUCAAAAUCAUCCCCGAGACCUUCCUUUUCAAGAGAAAGCCAAGGCUGCUGCUGAAGCUUUCACUACUCAGGAGCAAAUGUAUCAUAGCUUCUUGGCUCAAAGAAAUAAAAUUACUUGGUUAAGGAAGGGUGAUAUGAAUACCUCUUAUUUUCAUGCUUGUUUAAAAAAGCGUAAGGAAGAUAAUAGAAUUGCUACUUACAUAACUGAACAAGGUAGGGUGGUUGAUAAUUUUCUUGAUGUGGUCUCUCAUUUUUUGGAUCACUUUAGAAGCUUUAUGGGUAGUCCUAGUUCAGCUACUAAGAAGAUAAAUAUGCAAUGUGUGUAG